AUGAUUUUCAAGAUUUUGCAGAAGAUUCAAUUUCAUCUGUAUCUCUAUCUAUUUGAAUUUAAAUUGUAAAAGGAAUACAAGCUGUAUCAGCUGGAUGCUGGACCGGAGAAGAGUGUGGUGUUGACCAAAACGGAGGCGCUCUCGUUGUACACGGACUUGCAGAGCAUCCGAAGAUUGGAGCUGCGGAUUGCGAAACUGUACAUGCAGAAAGCAAUAAGGGGUUUCUGCCAUUUGUAUAAUGGAGAGGAAGCUAUAGCAGUGGGUAUUAAAUCGGUGAUGAGACCAGUCGAUCAUGCAAUCACUUCGUACAGGGCUCACGGAUGGACUUACCUGAUGUCCAAAGGGAAAAUCUACAAUAUUUUUUCGGAACUUUUGGGUCUUGCGAAUGGCAUCAGCAAAGGAAAAGGUGGAUCGAUGCAUAUGUUCUGCAAGCAUUUUCACGGUGGACAAGGAAUCGUCGGUAGUCAAGUAUCACUAGGGACUGGAGUUGCAUUAGCCUGUAAAUACAGAAAUACUGGAGGAAUUGCCUUUAUAUGCUAUGGCGAUGGAGCUACAAAUCAAGGUCAAGUGACAGAGUCUUUCAAUAUGACAAAACUAUGGAAUUUGCCCUGCAUUUUCGUGUGCGAGAACAACAAUUACUCGAUGGGAACAUCCGUCAGCAGAUCCUCCGCAAACCACGAGUUCUAUAAGCAAGUACCAUUCCUUCCCGGCGUUUGGGUGGAUGGCAUGGAUUUAUUUUCUGUACGUUCUGCGUCAGAGUUCGCAAUUAAACACAUAACCGGCGGCAAAGGACCUAUUAUCCUCGAGAUGUCCACUUAUAGAUAUUUCGGCCACUCGAUGUCGGAUCCUGGGACUAGCUACAGGAAGCGGGAGGAAGUCCAGGAGAUUAGGAAGAAAUCCGAUCCGAUCGAAACUUACAAGCGGAAACUGCUCGAAGCGAAAUUAAUUACGCAAGAGGAAUUGAAAGUAAUCGAUGGAGAAGUUGAUGCAAAGAUGAAUUCGGAGAUGAAGGACGCCAUGGUCGGAGUGGCUCUGCCCAUCGUCGAUUUGACCUCGGACAUCUACAAGACGAAUCAGGGUGGUAAAGUGAGAGGUGUCGCGUCCAAUACAUGGUGGAACCACUACCACAGAGCUCCACCACCGUAACUGGAGGAGUUUACGAAGGACGAAGUGGAAGGAACAGAAUGAAAAGAACUACUUUAAUCACGUUUUAUCGAUUCGCCGCAACUUUGAUUACUGCACGCGCUCCGGUUACGAAUGGGAAUCGAUCGAGCGCGCACAUGCAAAUUUACU
Nicrophorus vespilloides is the source of this 1293-nucleotide messenger RNA. Its product is annotated as pyruvate dehydrogenase E1 component subunit alpha, mitochondrial-like. Gene Ontology annotation, molecular function: oxidoreductase activity, acting on the aldehyde or oxo group of donors, disulfide as acceptor. The record is from RefSeq and is a predicted model, not a curated record. The transcript has 8 exons. Lineage: Eukaryota; Metazoa; Arthropoda; Insecta; Coleoptera; Silphidae.